Messenger RNA from Ustilago hordei, 810 nucleotides. RefSeq lists its product as uncharacterized. Gene Ontology annotation, biological process: protein folding in endoplasmic reticulum. The coding region runs from base 1 to 810 and encodes 269 amino acids. The transcript has 4 exons. Gene Ontology annotation, cellular component: membrane; EMC complex. Lineage: Eukaryota; Fungi; Basidiomycota; Ustilaginomycetes; Ustilaginales; Ustilaginaceae. The record is from RefSeq and is a predicted model, not a curated record.
AUGGCGCUCGAACAAACAUUGUUCCUGGACAGCGCAAUUCGCGACUGGGUCUUGAUCCCCAUCCUGCUGGUCAUGAUCCUCGUCGGUGUAUUGCGACACAAUGUCAUCUCGCUCCUCAAUUCGGCACCCAAGAGCAUCCCUGCUCCUGCACUUCGCGAGCAACGAGUGAUGGCAAGAGCUGGCGCUUUGAGACAGAAUUACUUCCAGCUUCCACCCACUUCGUUUACUUCUCGCAAAGCGUUCCUCACUGAAGCGCUCUCCAACGGCUCAUACCUGCAACCCAAGCCAAAGGAGGAGAAGGAAGGACCCAAGAACCCAUUCGAGCCUGCAGGAGGUAUGGACAAUAUGAUGGACGGAAUGAAGAAGCAGAUGGUCAUGAUGAUUCCACAGACUGUUAUCAUGGGUUGGAUCAACUUUUUCUUCUCCGGCUUUGUUUUGCUCAAACUCCCGUUCCCAUUGACACUGCGAUUCAAGGUGAUGCUGCAGCGUGGUAUUGAGACUCCCGAUCUCGAUGUCACUUGGGUCUCCUCGCUCAGCUGGUACUUUUUGACGCUGUUUGGUCUCAAUGCUGUUUACCGACUCGUCCUCGGUGAUGACAAUGCCGCCGACGGAACUCGCGACAUGGCCGCAAUGUCAGGCGCUGCCGCUCCCAUGCAAGCCAUGAACCCGGCAGCACCAGGACAAGCCCCCGACUUUGAAAAGCUCCACCACGCUGAGCGCGACAACCUCGAACUUGUCGGUCUGGAAGACUCCAAGAUUCGUUGGAUUGGAGACGGCAUUGAGGACCGUGUUCUUGCGCUCUACUCGUAG